CGUAGAAUCAAUGAACGCACAAAGCGCACCUAAGUGGAUUCGUGUGGCUAUCGUCGAACACACUUCGUUAGAAUAGACAACGCUUCGGUUGCAAGCAUCCCCUUCCGGUUCUCGGCACCGGCAAUCUCACGCGAAUGGCAGAAAUCGACCGCCGCUUAUCAACACGCAUUGUCACCAGCGGACAAACAACACAAAAGCCACCAACGUGCACAAUUGCGACGACGCGGAACGCACCAUUGCACAAUCUUGUUUACACUAACAACCGGCCCCUGCCCAGGUACCGAGGUGGGACUACUACUAAGGUGGGUUUAGUGUUCCAUUGUGCGUUGCCAAGUGAGGUGGUGGUCGAUCGUUGUGUUUAGCUGGACUGCAGAGACGCUAAAACAUGGAAGCGCAAAUCGAAUUCAUCAAGACGGAGCUGGUGCGGAGGGUGUUCGCCGAGAAUGCGUGCUUCCGGGGGUUGAGUGUUAUCAGCAGUGAGCUCACUACGCCAAAGCAGCUGGAUGGUUUCAUGUCCACCAUCCAUCAGCUGGUGCUCGUCGUACGCGCGGAAUCGAAACGAGAGGACAAAUCGACGAUACGGUUGCUGGUAAAGGUGAUGAAGGGAAACGAUACAUUUCGGAAGCAGAAUCUGGGUCAUGUCCUGUUCCCGAACGAGAUCAAUAUCUACGCCAACGUGCUGCCGGCUUUCGAUCGCUUUCUGGAGCAAUCCGGUAGUGCAUUGCGGCCCUCCGAGUGGUGUCCUCGUACGUAUCUGAGCGCGCAGGGUCACUUCCCUGGCUACAGCAGCACCUUCGAGACGUUCCUGGUGAUGGAGAACGUCACACCGAGGGGUUUUCGUACCGGACCGCGGCUCGAUCUGGAUGAAGCACAUCUAACACUGAUGGCCGAAGUGAUUGCCAAGUAUCACGCCUGCUCCUAUGCGAUGCGCAUUCGAGAGCCCCACACUUUGGAGCGACUCGUCGAGAAGAUCAUCCCGCUGAACUUCCUCCAGGAUGGGAAGGUGUUUUUCGAAAGCUACAACGUUGUGUUCCGGUUAGCGGCCGAACGUCUGUUCGCUUACGUCGACGCAAACCCGGACGAGCUGGACAGCGAUCGGUUCAGGAGUUGUGUCGACAUUCUGCGCACCAAAUACGGUCCCAAUCAGUCGCAGCUGAUGCAACAGUUUCUCGAGCGUGAUCCGAUCUACUCGGUAAUCCUGCACGGUGACUACAACCGCAAUAACGUGCUGUUCCGGUAUGUCGACGAUCGGCCGGUCGAGGUGCUGAUGAUCGAUUUCCAGGAAAAUCGCUACGGAUCACCGGCCCUGGAUUUGUCGUUCUUCAUGUACAUGAACAUGACUCCCGAGCUGCGGGAACGGUUCUGGGAUGAGCUGCUCGCACGCUACCAUCGCCAGCUGAUGCGAACCCUUUGCGAGAUCCUGCAGUGUGCGGAAACGGAUGAACGGUUGGCGCCCUACCGGGAGGAUCUGUUCCGGCAACACUUUGCCCGUUUCGCACUGUACGGUGCGAUGGUAGCGUUGAACUUUAUACCGUGGAUGAUGAGCCCCGAGGAGGAGUGUGCCGAUGCUGGGGCAUCAUUCGAGCAGGAUGUGCAUUCCGAGGAGUUCCGUCGCUGUACGCUUAGCGUUGGUGGGGAGCCGGUUAAUCGGCGUAUAACGGCCGUCAUGCGCCACGCCUGUAAAAUGGGUUAUAUGGACAUGAUGUAGGAGAGAGCUAGCGAUGAGCUAGCGACUUAUGAGAUGUUUAAGCAUAUUGCCUGUUUAAUGUUAUGUGGAUAAAUAUUUGAGAUUACAUUAUUUGAAUAAACUUAUCCAGCAAAAUAUAGCGA
Molecule: messenger RNA, 1830 nt
Organism: Anopheles darlingi
Lineage: Eukaryota; Metazoa; Arthropoda; Insecta; Diptera; Culicidae
Exons: 2
Coding region: 386-1708 (440 amino acids)
Source: RefSeq, a predicted model, not a curated record